UAGAUGUUAGUAAACAAUUGUGUUUCCACUAACCAUGGCAGAAUCAAUGGGUGAAAUCGCCAAUAUUUGCCGGUUUUGUUUGUCUCAACAUGAAUUAAUACCUAUUUCGAAGCCUACCGCUUCACUUUUCACCAUCCAAGAUGUGGAACACUUCACUGGCAUUCAGAUCAACGAUGUGGAACAGCUAUCGUUCGUGAUGUGUGAAAGCUGCUGCAAAAUAUUGGAAAACUCAGUUGCUUUCCGCAGUGCCUGUAUCAAAAAUGAUAUUAUAUUCAAACAGCUCUUUUCAAUACUCGUCGAGAGUGUGGUAGACGAUGUACCGGAAUCCAUCAUGGAUAUGAAAGAUCAGUCUAUAUCAUUUGAAAGCGAUGAUCAAAUCGAUACAGAAAAAUCCAUCAUUGAUGACUGUUCAUCAAGUGCGAAUGAUAACGAAGACACUGAACGAACAAUGCAGAAGAACAUAUCGUAUAAUAACAGGGCAAAUUCACAAGAUCCAAAUACAACAAUGGUUGCAAUGUGCAGUAGCAAAAACAGGAAGACGGUGAAGAGAACCCGGCCUAAAAUACUUUGUCCCAUAUGUGGAAAAUUAGUUAUAGACAUAGUUAACCACGAUAAUGCACGACAUUCGAAAAAGGUGUAUUAUGAUUGCCCACAUUGUUCUGUAAAAAUGAUAAAUCGCUCGAAUUUGCUAAGACACGUAGCCACAGUGCACGACAAGAAGAUUAUUAAAACCUGCGAAACUUGUGGGGAAGGAUUCGUUCACCAUAAUACGUACAAGGCUCAUAUCAUGGCACAACAUGGAAUUGGUAAAACAUACGAAUGUAAGAUAUGCAUGAUAACAUUCAACCAGUUUGCCAACCAUAAUAGGCAUAUGAAUAAAUGGCACAGACCAGCAAAAGAAUACACAUGCAAUAUAUGCAAGAAGAUAUUGCCAUCAAGCAAGUCUCUGAAAAACCAUCAACGUGUGCAUUCAGACGAGCAACCUUUCGCAUGCAGAUCCUGUCCAAAGCGAUUUAAAAGUUCUUGUGCGAGAAGAACUCACGAAAUAGUUCAUACAGGAAUAAGAUUUUCCUGUGAAUUAUGUAAACGAUCCUAUCGAUACAAAAGUCUAUUAGCCAUGCACUACAGAAAAGAUCAUGACGAUGAGCUACCAUCAGAACAAAACAAUCAUACUGAAAAUAUGUAAAAUUCUGCUAAUAUGGAUGAAAUAAAAAUCAUCAAACGUAUAACCUCAUCAGCUACAGAAGGUACAGCACAAUGAAAACCUGGUUCUUAAGAAGCAUUAAAUAAUUUUCAUUCAAACUUUUCGACGUGAAAUAAUUAUGUAUGUUGAAACCACAAU
Messenger RNA from Anopheles coustani, 1342 nucleotides. RefSeq names its product zinc finger protein 54-like. Gene Ontology annotation, molecular function: DNA-binding transcription factor activity, RNA polymerase II-specific; zinc ion binding; RNA polymerase II transcription regulatory region sequence-specific DNA binding. Gene Ontology annotation, cellular component: nucleus. The coding region runs from base 35 to 1186 and encodes 383 amino acids. The record is from RefSeq and is a predicted model, not a curated record. Gene Ontology annotation, biological process: regulation of transcription by RNA polymerase II. Lineage: Eukaryota; Metazoa; Arthropoda; Insecta; Diptera; Culicidae. The transcript is spliced from 4 exons.